AUGGCCUCCCAACUACCCCCUUUCCCACGCUUCGUCUUUACCAAAUUCGAACCUCUCUCACUACUAUCCGGCUUUCUCCCCGCCAUCCUCUCCCCCGAUUGGUUCACCCACGAACAACUCUCCUCCUCUUCACCUCUAAUCGCCUAUCCCACAGCCAGCCGCACCACCACCCGCCAACUAGGCAACAUGUAUUUCCUCGCCUUUCUUGUCGGGGUAGGUGUGCUGUACUCUUCUUCCGAGAUCAGAGUCGUCAAAAACUACCUGAUUGCUUUGUUGGUGGCGGAUCUGGGGCACAUGAUGAUCACGGCGGAGGCACUGGGAUGGGAGGGGACGAUGGAUGUGAGCGGGUGGAAUGCCAUGACUUGGGGGAAUUUGGGAGUUACUAUGUUCUUGUUCCUGACGAGGUCGGCUUAUCUACUGGGGCUGUUUGGGCCGGAUAUGCCGAGGGUUGUGAAGGGGGCGAAGAAGACGGAGUGA
Messenger RNA from Neurospora tetrasperma FGSC 2508, 477 nucleotides. RefSeq lists its product as uncharacterized. NCBI's taxonomy places the organism in Eukaryota, Fungi, Ascomycota, Sordariomycetes, Sordariales, Sordariaceae. The coding region runs from base 1 to 477 and encodes 158 amino acids. The transcript is spliced from 3 exons. The record is from RefSeq and is a predicted model, not a curated record.